ACCUGCUCUGGAGAUCGACCCAGCAGGGGGUGGGGGGCGGGCUCGGUGGGCUCCUCCAGAACCUUCAUGACGAGGACCAGUGUGGAGCGCUCGACACACUCAGCAGGACGCGCACUGGCACUGCGCGCGCGACGCACGGAGAGGACGGCGGGGACGGCGGCGGCGGCGGCGGCAGAAUCAUCCCCGGGACACACGCGCUCCUCCUUCUCCAUCUGAAGCCCACAAGCAGCGGACUCCCGGACUGCGACCUCAGCCUGCCCGCGGGACUCUAACCUUUUUUGGAAGGAUUCGCCCAGUUGUGCCCGCGUCUGCUCCGGAUGCUCAGAAAUGGGGGAAUGGACCAUACUAGAGAGGCUCCUGGAGGCUGCUGUCCAGCAGCACUCGACCAUGAUCGGCAGGAUCCUGCUCACGGUGGUGGUGAUCUUCAGGAUUCUGAUCGUGGCCAUCGUGGGGGAGACGGUCUACGAUGACGAGCAGACCAUGUUCGUGUGCAACACCCUCCAGCCGGGCUGCAACCAGGCCUGCUACGACAAGGCCUUCCCCAUCUCCCACAUCCGCUACUGGGUCUUCCAGAUCAUCAUGGUCUGCACCCCGAGUCUCUGCUUCAUCACCUACUCCGUCCAUCAGUCCGCCAAGCAGAAGGAGCGGCGCUAUUCCACCGUCUACUUGACCCUGGACAAGGACCAGGACUCGCUGAAGAGGGACGAGAGCAAGAAGAUCAAGAACACCAUCGUCAACGGGGUUCUGCAGAACACCGAGAACUCCACCAAAGAAGCCGAGCCCGACUGCCUGGAGGUCAAGGAGAUCCCCAACUCCGCCAUGAGAACUACAAAGUCCAAAAUGCGGCGCCAGGAGGGAAUCUCACGCUUUUACAUCAUCCAGGUGGUUUUCCGAAACGCCUUGGAGAUCGGCUUCCUGGUGGGUCAGUACUUCCUGUACGGGUUCAACGUCCCGUCGGUGUACGAGUGCGACCGCUACCCCUGCAUCAAAGACGUCGAGUGCUAUGUAUCCAGACCCACGGAGAAGACCGUGUUCCUGGUCUUCAUGUUCGCCGUCAGCGGGUUCUGCGUGGUCUUGAACCUGGCGGAACUCAACCACCUGGGCUGGAGGAAAAUCAAAACGGCGGUCCGGGGCGUGCAGGCCCGCAGGAAGUCCAUUUACGAGAUCAGAAACAAGGACUUGCCGAGGAUGAGCGUGCCGAACUUUGGCCGCACUCAGUCCAGUGACUCCGCCUACGUGUAAUCAGAAAGUGGUCCGACCCGCACGCCCACUUUUUUUAUUUCAUAAUUUAUUCCAAGGGACUUGAACGUGGGCCCCGCCCCCCCGCCCUCCACGUCAUUACUGAUGCAACUUUUUACGAACAUUUCUACUCUGACGUGUUCACGUAUUUACUCUUCAGCUCCGCUUGAAGAAGCGACGGCGGUUCCGGUCGGCUACAGUGCGCCAUGCCGGGUCACUUCCGGGUGAACAUCCAAAAUUACCAACAAUCUUCACUAAGGAAAUGACAAAAGUGAUCGAGAUUCCCCAAAAAAGCUCUCGCUUUCGCCUUAAAUCCUCAUCUUUUUUUACGUUUAUUUUCAGUUUUCGAUGCUAACGUUCGUCACAAUGCUAAUGCGACUUUGAAGGCGUUUUCCUGCCUGUGAUCAAAGGAAACCAUUUUUAUUUUCAUGUGACCUUUUAUUUUCAACGCCCCCCCCCCCAUAAAGUUGCCUUUUAUCUCCAACCUUCCGAUCGAAGAUGUGACCCCGCCCACUUCCUGUCCGACCGGGACGCUGUCGCGGAGAGAGUAAAUAAACAAGAAUUGCACUACGGAGGUGAACACCAGAGAGCCUGAGUUGAUCCAAAAACAUGCUGACUGUUUCUUGGAGACCUUUUUGAACUGAACAUCUGACCCGGUGGCUCCGAGCUUCAUCAGCGUCCGGUUCUGUUCUCGUCGUGGCCUCGGUUGCACCACUGACCUUAAACAUCGUUCCAUCGCUUCGGUCUGCUGCUGACGUCCUCCGCUGCUUUCUGCUCUUCUGUUUCUGUGUAAUCAAGUGCCAUACCUGUACAUAGACAUGAUAUAUAUCUGUAAACAUACGAAUAUAUAUAUGCUAUAUAGACGCAACCAUCAGGAGCCGACGCCGGAGUCACUUAUUGUUUUCUAUCGGCUUCAAUGUUUGUUGUGAUUUUAACGCAGAAUUAUGACGCUUCUCUGGUUUGUUUGGUCGGAAUGUGACGGAGAGGAAACUGCUUGAUAUGAAUAUAACUAUAACACACACACACGUAAAUCAGAGCUGCAUGAUACACAGAAGCUGUGACCAACUACAUGGUUGACACGUAUUUAUUUAUAGCAAACUGUCAUGGCGGCACAGCCAGGGGGCGCUGUUUGAACACAUGAACACAUUAGCGGGUAAAUAUGCAACGCUAACCAAAUAUUUAAGGUCAUCCAAAUAUUUUCUACAUCAGCAGAUAGGGCGCCACCUCUGGACGAAUUUUUGUCUGUAUUUGUUUUUGUGUUUUCGUGCCUGAUGCUGUUCUAGUCCCUUUUGCUAGUUUCCGUAUUUGCCGUCACAGAUGGUGCUGCUGUAUUUAAAAAUGACAAAUAAUUCACCCGCAAGCCUCCAGGGGGAGCACAGAAGCCAUCUUUAUGUCGCUUUUUCUUUCUGACAAUAUUUUUAAUGUUGUUUUUCUUGAAUAUUUGAACAAACGUUCAUUUUCUAUUUUGGAUUUUAUAAGGUGGGUCGUGAAAAAAAGAGCUGAGUCGGCGCAGACACCAUAAAGACGGACCAAUCAGGACGCUGCUCCACAAAGAAACAUGAAUUAAAAUAUACUUUUUGUUCCUCUGCACCUUUUGGGACCAAAUCAGAGGGCAAAUAAAUGCUAACAAAGCUCAGAUUUCUGUCUUUGACAAUUUUUGCAUCUGUUCCAGGCCUCACAGUCGGUUGUGUAUCGUGCAGCUCUUGUUUACGAAAGCACACACACACACACACACACACACACACCAUGACAUGAGACAGCACAAGACAUUUUUAAUGACGGGGCGACACAGAAACCUGCUCUGGUGCUACAGUUUUAUAGAACGGUUUUAAAAUUGUACCAGAACCUGAACUCAAAGAUCAAUAAACCACACGACGUCUGAAAUAAACUUCCACGUGCACCAGAAACGUGUCUGU
Molecule: messenger RNA, 3155 nt
Organism: Synchiropus splendidus (mandarinfish)
Lineage: Eukaryota; Metazoa; Chordata; Actinopteri; Syngnathiformes; Callionymidae
Product: gap junction delta-2 protein
Exons: 2
Coding region: 328-1242 (304 amino acids)
Biological process (GO): cell communication
Cellular component (GO): connexin complex
Source: RefSeq, a predicted model, not a curated record